This is a messenger RNA of Aspergillus melleus, 825 nucleotides long. RefSeq lists its product as uncharacterized. The coding region runs from base 1 to 825 and encodes 274 amino acids. The record is from RefSeq and is a predicted model, not a curated record. NCBI's taxonomy places the organism in Eukaryota, Fungi, Ascomycota, Eurotiomycetes, Eurotiales, Aspergillaceae. The transcript has a single exon.
AUGUCUUCCACUCCGGGUGAAGCGACUCGUACUCCGACUUCUCUAUCGACAUCGCCAUCCGAUCCCCAGAACGAGCAGCACCAACAGCAUCUCCCACCCUCCACAUCAGCUGCAACUACCUCCGCACCAUCUCAAUCCAUCCCCACCGCUCAACCAGGAAGCCUACCUUCAGUUCCAGCUCCAACGGGAAUCCCAGCACCGGAAGAGCCAACACUCCAACCCACCAAAACCACCGACCCGACCACCAGCAGCAGCAGCACCUCGCCUCCCGCUCCCCGGCCCGGCGCUCAACCCGAACCGCUACCUAUAUAUCCUAUCGACUCCUCGACAAACCCUACAUCUUCCCCUAGUCAAGGAGGGCAUGGGCAGCCUUCAGCGAUUCCUCCACCCCCUAAAGCCGGCGAUGGACCGCCAAAUCCGCAGCCCGGCGGUGUCCCUCUACCAACACCCACGGCGGCACCCAUAGCACCUCCUCUCCACAACAGCGCCAGUAGUACCCACAGUUACAUGAACAGCUAUCCUCCUCCUCCUACCGCUGCUGCUAACAACACUACUCCUACCACCUACCCAUCUCAUCUCCAACAAUCCCCCAACGCCACGACCACCCCUUACGCAUCCGUCUACCAAGCUCCUACGCCCGUCUCCAGCAGCCUCCCGCUACACCACCAUCCCGGCAGCACGGGGAUGGUCGACGCCGACGAAGGUAGUUCUUCCGUGUCUGGUUUCAUGGAAAGCGCCCGGUCGUGGGUUUCCAGUGCGGGGAGUAAACUAGCGGAGGUCGAGGCUGAGGUUUGGAGACGGAUUAAUGAUGCUCAUGAUAAGUGA